This is a messenger RNA of Lactuca virosa, 321 nucleotides long. The record is from the annotation of a GenBank genome assembly. Lineage: Eukaryota; Viridiplantae; Streptophyta; Magnoliopsida; Asterales; Asteraceae.
AUGGGUCUCGAUCCAAAGGUUUGGGAAGAUCCCAUGGAGUUCAAGCCAGAGAGAUUUUUGGUUAAUAACGGUGUGUUCGAUAUAACUGGACGCAAAGGGAUCAAGAUGAUGCCAUUUGGUGCUGGAAAAAGAAUGUGUCCUGCUUAUACUUUGGGUCUACUUCACUUGGAAUACUCUGUUGCCAAUUUGAUUUGGUAUUUCAAUUGGACUCCUCCCGAUGGUCAUGAUGUUGAUCUCACAGAGAAGGCCGAGUUCACCAUCGUCAUGAUGAACCCUCUGCAAGCAAAAAUCUCUGCAAGGACAGAUAAAAUAACCACCUGA